Lolium perenne is the source of this 1953-nucleotide messenger RNA. RefSeq lists its product as uncharacterized. Gene Ontology annotation, biological process: positive regulation of protein catabolic process; protein ubiquitination. The record is from RefSeq and is a predicted model, not a curated record. NCBI's taxonomy places the organism in Eukaryota, Viridiplantae, Streptophyta, Magnoliopsida, Poales, Poaceae. Gene Ontology annotation, molecular function: protein binding.
GUUGUUUUUGAGCUCAAAUAUGACACUUAGCUAUCAAUCUUUCAAUUUCCCUAGUUAUUGUGCAUGUGUAUGCUUUGCUCAACUGUUGAUCCAGUGUUCUAAGGUUCAGUGUAACUAGGAUUUGCAAUACCUUUUUUUUGUUGUAUUAUAUUUACAGUUCUGCACUUCUGCUAUAUCUAGCCAUGUAGGUAUUUGGGGAAACGGUAAAAGAAGGAUCCUCGUUGCAUGUUCUGUUAGGUACCACAACAAAGUGCCACGUUUUCCUUUGUGGAAACUGUAGUGCCUGUGCCAAUGCAAACAGUCCACCGGACUGAGUCAGUGGAAGCUCUUUCUGAUGAAGAUAGUAAUAGUGAUACAGAUGAAUCUCCCACAAACGAGUAUGAUCCGUGGGAACCUCCCCGUCCUCGUCCUCAUCCCUCAUUAGAUCAGUUGACGUGUCCUGUUCAACGUAUGAGGAAGUACAUGAUUCAGAUACGGGAUUUCCUUGCUGACGCCAGAGCCACCAACAUAAUCGUCCCGGACCGCACUUCUAAGGAGGCACACCUACAGUUUUAUCACAUAUACGAUCGUUUGUCGACCGUCCUCCAAAAGGAUAGUGUUAAGCUCUUCCUCCGCAUCUACCAGAAGUAUACGGGCAGCUUGGUUUUUGGUUUUGUCAUCACUCCACAAACCCUUGACUUAAUUAUUGCAAAGAAUGCACUGCGUUGUGCUAAGCUUGUUUUGGAGGGGAAGUCGCCUAAACUCUGGGGGCAGCGAGCCAACCCCAACUACAUUACGAGCUUUGGGUACUUCCCGCUCCACCAAGCUGCCGAGUCAUUCUCCAUUGACAUGAUUGAGUUACUGUUUCGUCAUGGUGCAUCGGCCAAUCAGGGCACCUCGGGUGAUAGAAUCAUCAAAGGCCUCCUUCCACUCCAUGUUGCCAUCGAGAACACUUGCCAGCACAAGUAUCUGGAGGAUAAUCUAUUAGCUGAUCAGAACUACUGGAAGGGGAAUGUCGAGUACAUCUACAAACUCGUACAUCUGCUUUGCCUGCCUGAGAUGAAGAUCUUCUUGGACACCACUAGAUUGCUUGCAACUCACACGGAUAAUGUAGUAGAUGAGCUCUCGAAUUACAUCAAGCAAGGGAAGCUUGUCCCUGCUGCUAUUUUGCUCCUUGCAGCUCAAAGGCAAUUCCGUAACCUCAAUGGGUUUGAUAUGAUCAAGGAUCGUAUUGGAGAUUAUAUGGUCGCCUUGGGAAGAGAAGGGUGUGGAGUUGAAAGUGGUAAAAAUACCAAGGCAAAAAAGCAUCUGAAGGAUAUGAAAGUGCAUCUUAUUAACGCAUUGCUGCUUGUUAAGAUAAUUCUCAAAGCUGGUGAAGCUCUUGACGGAUAUAUUCAAACUCAUUUAGAGGCAUCUCAUCAGGAGGUCCUUGGAAAAGUUUCAGCAAUUCUCCAGAAUCAUGAUGUCGGUCCUACUGGAAAAGAAUUUUGCAUUGAAGACCUUAACUGCUGCCCCUAUGACUGUGGACUGCCGAACGGUCUGUUACAUGAACAUGGGGACACAGAUUUGACCAAGGCAGCCAUUGGAUCACCUAUUCCAAAAGCAGCAGGGAAAAAAGCUGUGGCAAAGAGACGAAAUGAUAGCCACUGGUAUGCAAGAGAUCAGUUUUUCCCAGUAUGGAGAUCAGUGUUAACAUCUCAGUUUGUUACAAAUGCCAUCCCGCCCUAUGCACCGAAGAAAGAGUUUCGGCAGUAUACUUGUGAUGCUAAUGAUCAUGUGGCCGGUAGCUCCCAGAAGAAGUUGAUUGAUGAAAGGUAUUCUCACAUUCGUCUUGGCAUGUUGGAGAGAAGCUAUCCGGUAGUAACAAUAGGUCGUCGGAAAUUGCGAAGUAAUCAUCGAUCUAGAAGGCUUUUUAGUACUGCUGCAUCGACUGUCCUUAAGAUGUUGAAGCGUGUAUAAUAAUUUACUACUCGA